Messenger RNA from Aegilops tauschii subsp. strangulata, 7276 nucleotides. RefSeq names its product disease resistance protein Pik-2. The record is from RefSeq and is a predicted model, not a curated record. Gene Ontology annotation, molecular function: ADP binding. Gene Ontology annotation, biological process: defense response to other organism. Lineage: Eukaryota; Viridiplantae; Streptophyta; Magnoliopsida; Poales; Poaceae.
GGUAGCCUCCCGCCUCCUCCACCCCAUCUCCCCCGCCGGCGACCCACUCUCUGCCUCCACCUCAUCCCUCAACCCUAGCGCCGCCGCCUCCGCAUUCGCCUCCAGGGUCCCCGACGCCGCGAUCUCCCUCGCGUGCUUCGACCGACCGCAGGCGGCGCUGAUACGCUAUGCGUCUGGAGCUCCGCCUUCGCCGCGAGCCUGACCGCUCGUGUCUAGAAAUUAGGGGAUCGUGUUCUCUUCUCUCCGAACUGGAUGCAGUUAGGCCGCUUAGCUGUCAGGCAAGGCCAUGCCAUGCCAAUGCUCUCAGUGCUAAACGAAAUCGAAUAUGGUGCGGCGGUAUCACCCGUUCAACUCUCUGCGGUUCAGCGUUUGCCUCAAAAUUCUGUUUACCCCAUCAGUAUGUGGGUCAAUAGUAUGCUAUUUUUCCUGCGUUAGUGUUGAUGUUUUGUGAUUUUUUUUUUCUUGUGCAGUGGGAAGUUGCGGGGCAUUCGUAUGAUCUGUUGCACGCUGUCGUGAAAAUGGUGCUGUUAUCCCCUCUUUCCUUCGCCAUAUUACAUAGAAGAUGGAGAAACCAUAUAUGAAAUGGGUACAGUUGCUCUGGAUGUAAUGUAACAGCUCAUCUAUCUUAUCAAGUGCUUCCCAGUGAUGGCUCAGCCUCAUGCAGUUUCUGUUUGUGUGUGGUACAGUGGUAGGGCCCUUUUGUGGCACCUGGAUCCAUCAAAUCUAAACCAUGACUUCAGCGAUGCUAUGGGAAGUAAUUACAAGGCCCUUGUUUUGUCUGAGAAGAGAACUACAUGAUACGGCAGCACGGCGUGUGAUUGUCAUUCUUAAUUUGCUCCCCACCUGCGUUCUUGGAGAUGCAAUCAUUAUUCCGUAUCUGAUUGCUUGCGAACGUAAGUUCACAACUCAUAAUACUUGGUGCACGCUGCUCUAUAUUUUUCUUGAGACUCUUAGUUUGUCAUGUUUAUGUGAGCUCGCUUCUCCAAGCAUAUUUUACACUUGCUUUAAAGGUGCAUAAAGUACAUCAAAGGUGUUGUGUUUCGAGCCUGAAACCAGCAAAGUUGAAGUUCAUUUUAGGAAACAGAGUAAUUGACAUGGUAAAGUGAAGUCUGCAAGGCUUGGAUUCACAAUGCCUGAAACUCAAGUAAUAGAUGCAUUCUUUGUAUUAUUUUGAAAUUACAUCUUCUGUAAGUGGGAACUCUAUUAAUCAGAGUACAGGUCUAUGAUGGUUGAGAUCAGACACUCAAUUAUUUAAUCUUCUGUAGCAUUCCUACAACACUAUUAUGGAUGUGCGGUGUUCUGCAUAUUGUCUCAGUGCAUUAUACAUUCUGGGUGUUGAAUAAGGAGAUCACUUUAUAAUGUUUCCUCAGGUAUAUCAUUUAUGUAUGUAGGGGUAUGCGUUCUGUGCUAGGACUUUGUGCAGCAGUUUUAUCAUUAGUGUUAGAUGUGCUUCUCGAGCCUGUGGGAUGGGGAAUAUCCUUUGAUCUGGGACAUACAUUUCCCUUUCAACAUGCUUAUUUUCCAGGCCAACGAAGGGACUUGCCAUAAUAACUGAAUCCAUACCAUGCAGAAGAAUAGUGGAUGUCGUGCCGUACAUAGAAGUUAUGGUUUGUUUCAGAAAAUUAAGAAUAGAUAAAUCUUCAUGGAAAAUCAUACAAUCACAACCAUCAAAGGGGCCGGACUUCGGCCAAAAAUAACCAUCAAAGGGAUUGUUCAAAAUUCAAAUACAGUUCUGCUUGCUGCAAAACUUCACACAGCGAACCAUUAAUAAAUUCGAGUGCAAGAUGAAGAAUUAUCAGACGUCCCUCUCUCAUGCCCUAAAAUUCUGCAUUUACAGAUUCCUUCAGGGCUCAGGAGUGUUGAUUGUGUCCUCUAGUUGUAUCAGUGAGCAAGACUGUAACAUGCUAAGGCACUACACACAGACUGGUUUUGGAGUCAAAUGAAAUGCAGACGAAAAGGAAAGGUCAUGGCCUAAAUGAUGAAGUGCAUAUUUCAUCUGUCUGGCUUGACAUUAUUGGCCAUAUUUUCCGUUGUGAUCUUUGAAUGUGAAGAUGCAUGUCAUCAUUUAGUCAGUCGACUUAUUUUUCAAAUAAGUAAUUUGUUUCAUAUGCAUCGAUCCUUGUUCUUACUUUACGGUCUUCAAGUUGCUAGGGCUUGAUGAGAAACUGAUUAUUUACUAUACAUGCAUCGAAGUGUGAAAAUUUAUUGCCGAAUGAGGCCCAUGCCAUACCUUUGAUGUUUCAUCUGAGUACAUGAUAAUGCGCAACAGGAGUCUCGGAAGUGUACAUUGAUCUUUGGGCCUACUGUAUAUAACUACAUAUUUUCUUUUGUUAACCUUUUCUUAUCAAACAUAUAUACUUUUUUCUGACUUUUGAGUAGUGCAAUAUUGAGUUACUGGCACUCUGUUAUCCCGGUCCGUCCUUACAUUAGGUGAAUGGGUUCUCCUGUUGCCUUACUUGAGAAAUAUCUGCCUGCCAUUCCUUUUACAUAUUUGACUGAUUUACUUUGCAUUUUCUGUUUGCGUUUGGUAGGCCCCUUUGUGGCAUCUUGAUACAUCCAUUCUAAAACAUGAUCUUUGAGUGAUGCUACGGGAAGCAAUUACAAGACCCUUGCUUUGUGGGAAAGGAGUUACAUUGUCGGGUAGCAUGGCGUGUGACAUUAAUACGCUUGGUUUGCUCCCCACCUGCAUCUUGGAUAUACGAUCAUCAUUCCAUAUCUGGUUUCUUGCAAUAUAGGACUGCUGAGCUGAGGCAUCCUCAGUCUGUCAUGUUCUCACUAGCUAGUACAGCUAAUCAAAUUCUUGCAAGGACGGUUCAUUGGCAAAUGAGCUCGCAUGCUUGGGUCAGGUCCCAACAAGGCAGCAACCCCUCACAUGGGUAAUUUAUUUCAUAUGGUCUUCAAGAUGCAAGGGCUUGAUGAGAAAUUUACUGUCCCAACAACCCCUCCUGUGCGUAAUUUAUUUCAUAUGGUCUUCAAGCUGCAAGGACUGAUAUAUUUAUUGUUCCCAACAACCCCUCUUCUGUACUACUAUUGGUUACCUGUCUGCUCCUGUGAAUAGAUCCGCGCACAGCUACUCCAUUGGAUCCACACUGAGCAUUUUGUCCAGUUCAGCAUUUUUAUCUCAGAUCCACACAAUAGCAAUAGGAGUGAACAGGAGAGGAGAGUUGGAGCAAUGGAGGCGACGGUGCUGAGCGUGGGCAAGUCCGUGGUGAACGGAGCUGUUAGCUACGCCCAAUCUGCCGUUGCAGAGGAGGUGGCGCUGCAGCUGGGAGUGCAGCGCGACCAGGCCUUCAUCAGGGACGAGCUUGAGAUGAUGCAGUCGUUCCUGAUGGUUGCUCACGACGACCGAGACGACAACAAGGUGGUCAAGACCUGGGUGAAGCAGGUCCGCGACCUGGGCUACGAUGUGGAGGACUGCCUCCAGGACUUUGCCGUUCAUCUUGAGAAGCCGUCCUAUUGGUGGCACAUCCUGAGGACGCUGCUUGACCGGCGCCAUGUGGCCGUGCAGAUGAAGGAUCUCCGAGCCAAGGUCGAGGAUGUCAGCCAGAGGAACCUGCGCUACCACCUCAUCAAGGGCCCUGCCGCUGGCUCGAAGUCCGUGGCCACGGCCGCCGAGCAGUACGCUGCAGGCAGUAAGGCCAGUGCUACAAUGUAUGGCGUCGAUGAAGCGAGGCGAGCAAUGAAGCCCAGGGUAGAUCUCGCGCAACUCAUCAGCAAGGAGCAGGGGAAGGAUCUUAGGGUGAUCGCGGUGUGGGGAACAUGUGGUGUUCUUGGGCAGGUGUCCGUGAUAAGGAAGGUGUAUGAUGAUUCGGAUAAGUUUGACUGCCGUGCCUGGGUCAAGCUUACGCAUCCUUUCGACCCGAUCAUGUUUAUGCAAAGCAUUAUGAGGCAGUUCUAUGGAUAUUCUUCUAUUUCAGAAUCAGCAGCUGAGGGACAAAGUUGUCCAGAAUGUGCAAGCGCUACAGGGGCUGAAGUUCUCAAGAAGAUGCUGAUGAUGAAGCAAAAAGAUCUGGUAGACAAGUUCACUGAGUAUGUGAAUAAGAAGAGUUACCUGAUUGUUCUUAACAACCUGUGUAGCAUUGAAGAUUGGGACUGGAUUAGAACUUACUUUCCUGCCAGCAGCAAUGGAAACCGGAUCAUUGUGGCUACACAACAAGUUGAAGUUGCAAGCUUAUGUGUCGGCCGGAAAUAUCGAGUUUCAGAGCUCAAGCAAUUAUCCACUGAUCAAACUCUCUAUGUUUUCUACCACAAGAGCCCUCAAGGUGGAUCAGAUCCAAUGGAGCCAGAGUCAAGCUCAAACACAACUGCCAUUGUUACUACUAAUAGAACAAACUCUUUGGUGCCCACAAGUGAGAUACCAGCUGGUGAUCAAGCUAAAGAUGCCACCACUGGACAGAAUGCGGUCAUGAGGAGCCUCAGUCGCAUCCUGUCGAGGACGGCUCUUCUGAAGGAAUCUGAAGUUGUUGGGAGGGUGACAGAAAAAAUUGACAUCCUCCAACUAAUUGUGGAUCCAGUGAACAAAGAAGUUCAGGUUAUCUCUGUGUGGGGAAUGGGUGGUAUCGGGAAAACUGCUCUAGUCAAAGAUAUCUGUGAAAGCCAAGAACUCAGUGACACAUUUAAGAAACGUGCUUGCGUCACAAUCAUGAGGCCUUUCAAUCAAGUGCAGUUCCUUAGGAGUUUAAUUAUGCAGCUAGUGGUAACAGAAACUUCUGAAGAGAAUGGUACGGUCUGUUCAUUGGGCAAAGUGAGGAAAACAUUGCCGUGGUCGGUUGAAAAGCUGGAGGCUGAGCUGGGAAGUCUUUUGGAAGAAAAGAGGUGGUUGAUUGUUCUCGACGACUUGUCAUCUACCACUGAAUUGGACAUCAUAAUGAAAAGUUUACCUUGUACAGAAAAUGCUAGUCGAAUCAUAGUCACCACAAGAGAAGAGAAUAUUGCCAAUCAUUGUUCAAAGAAAGUAGAAAAUGUGUACAAGCUCAAAGGUCUUACUAAGAAGAAUGCACUUGUCGUCUUCACAAAAAAGGUAUUCAAGGAAAAUGAAUGUUUGCAUCUGCAGUACCCUGAGUUGGUUGAACAAGCAGAACAGAUCUUGAAAAAGUGCAGUGGUCUUCCUCUUGCAAUAGUCGCCAUAGGCGGCUUCUUGGCAAACCAACCAAAAACUGUCAUGGAGUGGAGAAAACUGAAUGAGAAUCUUAGUAGUGAGUUGGAAAUGAAUACAGAGCUUGACACCAUAAGAACAGUGCUUCUCAAAAGCUAUGAUGGUUUACCCUAUCAUCUCAAGGCUUGUUUCUUGUAUCUGGCAAUAUUUCCUGAAGGCUACAAAAUUAGUCUAACACGUUUGGUGCGGCGUUGGAUCGCCGAGGGUUACUCGAGACCGGUGCGCGGCAAGUCUUCCUCUGAAAUAGCAGAAAGCUACUUCAUGGACCUCAUAAGCAGGAGCAUGAUCCUGCCAUCCCGGAGUUCAAGCCAUAGUAGAAAAGUGGUUGACUCUUGCCAACUCCAUGAUGUUAUUCGUGAAAUUGGCAUCUCAAAGUCAAUGGAAGAAAAUCUUGUUUUCAGAUUGGAGGAAGGUUGUACCUCAAACAGCCAGGGCACAAUACGUCACCUCUCUGUAAGCAAUAACUGGAAAGGAGAUGAGAGUGAAUUUGAGAGUACAAUUGACUUGUCUCGAGUCAGAUCCAUAACAAUUUUUGGGAAGUGGAGGUCAUUCUUCAUUUCUGACAAGAUGAGGUUGCUUCGGGUGCUGGACUUGGAAAGCACUUCAGGUCUGGUUGAUCAUCAUCUUGAGCACAUUGGGAAGCUUUUCCACCUGAGAUACCUUUCCCUGAGAGGAUGUCAUGGAAUUUAUCACCUGCCAGGUUCUUUGGGUAACCUGAGGCAGCUCCAAACACUAGAUAUCACAGGCACAAACAUAAUCAAGCUGCCAAAGAACAUCAUCAAGCUCAGGAAGCUACAGCACGUUCAUGCCAGGGGCGUCGGGAACAACGAUGAACCUGUCUAUCAAGAGUAUCCAAAUGAGGUCCCGAAGCUGACGAGGAACAAGCUAUGCAUCCUGACCUGCUCCUCAGUGGGGUUCUGCGUGGCAUGCUGCGCGCCACACCUCCUGAAGGGUUGCAUGGGCAUUGACGGGGACACAAACAGGCGCGACGUCUGCACUGCGUGCUGCUGCUCCUUUCUGCCGAUGCUGGCGACACGCCGGUGCUCACGUGGCGUUGAGAUGCCCAGAGGGAUCCACAGGUUCAAAGCUUUGCAGACACUGGGUGUCGUGAACGUCUCAAGGAGGAAGGCCACCCUGCGAGAGUUGGCUAGUCUCACCGGGCUGCGCAAGCUGGGAGUGACUGGCGUGGACAAGAGCAACGGCGGAGAGCUAUGUUCAGCACUGGCUAACCUCAGCAGCCUAGAGACGCUGCUGGUGCAGUCGGAGGGUAAGCCGGGUUUAUCUGGCUGCUUGGAUGGCCUCUCCUCACCUCUGGAAAACCUAGUGAGUCUGAAGCUGUAUGGUAACCUGGUCGAAUUGCCGGCAUGGAUCAACGGUGGGCUAAAAAAUCUGGCCAAGCUCAAGCUGCGGAGUUCCAGGAUUGAGAAACAUGAUGCCGCCAUACAGAUCCUUGGGAGUCUACCGAACCUAGCCAUCCUGCGUCUACGAAAAGAGUCGUUCGAGGGCAAAGAGGUCCAUCUUCAUUUCCAGCAGGGUGCAUUCCAGACCCUAAUGGUCCUGGAGCUGAGUUCCCCAGGUAAUCUAAAAUCUGUGCGUUUUGACAAGGGAGCAGCCCCUAAGCUUGAGCUGCUGCAGUACUAUGAUCAGCCCAAGGAAGAAGUCGUUUCGGAAGAAAAUGGUGAUCAGUUUGAAGAAGCCCCCGGUGUUUCGUUUUCUGGGCUAGCAUUUCUGGGAAGCCUCAAGGAAGUUCUGCUCGAGGGUGGCAACUACAAGGGCGAUUUCGUGCAAAACUUGCGCUCCCAGCUUGAGUUGAAUCUGAAACGGCCUGUUCUCAAGAUGGACUAACCUGACCUCCGGAAGGCCUAUGAUGUUUCUGCUGCUGCUCACUUGUUUUGAACUGCCAACCUGCCGCUGAACUGUUUUGAUUUUUUUAAUUUGAUUAUAUAAGAAAAAAAGGUCUACUUAACUCCUCCCAACUAUCUGUCCAGGACACUUCAAUUGUACCAUUAAAUAGUUUUAACAAUGGUGUUGCUCAUAUGGGUACUGGUAUAGACAUUGCAUACAGUGUUCUGCUUGCUGUUAAAGCUCCUGCUGGCAAAAAAGAAAACAGUAUUAUCGUCA